Messenger RNA from Mustela lutreola (European mink), 16695 nucleotides. RefSeq names its product ATP binding cassette subfamily A member 13 (gene ABCA13). Gene Ontology annotation, cellular component: intracellular membrane-bounded organelle; membrane. Lineage: Eukaryota; Metazoa; Chordata; Mammalia; Carnivora; Mustelidae. Gene Ontology annotation, molecular function: ABC-type transporter activity; ATP binding; lipid carrier activity. Gene Ontology annotation, biological process: transmembrane transport; lipid transport. The record is from RefSeq and is a predicted model, not a curated record. The transcript has 63 exons. Bases 1 to 15135 code for a protein of 5044 amino acids.
AUGGGGCCGGUGAGGCGCCAGUUCGUAGCCCUGCUCUGGAAGAACUGGCUCUGCAGACUCAGGCACCCGGUCCUUUCUCUUGCUGAAUUCUUUUGGCCAUGUAUCCUGUUCAUGAUUCUGACAGUGCUACGCUUUCAAGAACCUCCCAGACACAGAGACAACUGUUUUUUGCAAGCCCGGGACCUGCCCAGCCGAGGCGUGUUCCCCUUUGUUCAGGCCCUUCUCUGCAACACAGGCUCAGCCUGCAGGAACACGAGCUAUGUGGGCCCGACGGAGCGCCAUUUGCGUUCGUCUAGGUUCCAGGCUGCAAAUGGCCAUCGCGAGAAGGUCAACGACCUGGCCUUCCUGGAGGAGAUACAGGACCUUGCCGAGGAAAUUUGUGAAAUCCUGGACAAGGCAAAAACCCUACAGGAACUGUGGGCAGGAAGAUCCAAGUCUCCAGAUUCUUCUCCAAGCUCCAGUUUCUUAGCCAUGGAUCUCAAUAAGACCGAGGAGGUGAUCUCGAAACUGGAAAAGCUCCACCAGCAGCCCCACAUCUGGAAGUUUCUACUUCUUCUGCCAAGAUUGUACACAAACAACAUCUGCCUGGAAGACCGUCUCCGUGGCGGGGCACACCUCCUCCAGGCGGCUUUGAAUUCCUUGGCAGCUUUGGAAGAUUUAGACUGGCUGCCCCUCAACCACACUUUCUCCACGGUUUCUGAAAUCGUGCUGAACGUGACCAUUUCGACGCUGACAUUUCUGCAGGAGCACGGGAUGGCCGCCGCUGAGCCCCUAUACAACCUGUCCCUGCGGGAGCUGGUGUGGGACCCACAGAAGGUCCAGGCUGACCUCAGAUCCCGAUUUGGCUUCGAUGACCUUCACGCAGAGCAAAUCCUGAAUUACUCCGUGGAAUUUCAGGAGAUUCCCACAGAAGCAGCUUUGGAGCAGAUGGUAUGUUCCAUCUUGUCCCGGACUUUCGAGGACGAAGCUGUCCUGGAGGGUCACCCCGCAGACUGUCCCCCACGCUGGUCUGAGGCCACAGACUACCUGGUGCAUGCAGUCAACUGGCUGCAAGCGUCCAAGCAGGUGCUCCCUGGCGUUCUCCAGCAGGUGCUCGCUGGGGCCGCCCACAGCCUGGAGGCUCUCCGAGGUCCGACUGUGGAAGGGCAGGAGCCACAGCAGGUGGUGAAGGUUCUGCAGGCUCUGCUUCCCCUCCUGAGUGACAGCGUGGCGGCAGAUGGCCCCACCGGCAGCCACCCAUCUCACAAGAUAUUACUGCAUCUGCAGCAGCUGGAGAAUGUCCUUCGAGACCUGCCCCCGUGGCCAGCCCUGAAGAGACUGCUUCUGCUCCUUGGGGCGCUCAGGAACGCGGUAGCCCAGAAUUUGCGUUUUGUCCAAGCAGUGCUCACGUGCCCGGAGAGACCGGCUAACAGCUCCACACUGGGCGGACCCGAGCAACUGCACCCAGAAAGGGACGCGUUCCUUCGGUGGAAGCAGGUCUUGGUGAAGAAGGCUAUGGACAGGUGCCUAAAUGCCAGCUUGUCUGGGAAGGAGGCUCUCCGGUGUGGUGGGAACCCUGGUGCCUGGGAGCGCCUCCGGGCACUGUCGUGUCCCCACGACUCCACCAAGAGCAGCGUUUUCAACGAGCUACUGCAGUCAGUGGAGGACGCGGAUCGCCUUUUGCAAGAAGUCGUCACUGGGCGGACAGAUGUGGCAGACUCAGGAUUCGAAGGACUUCUGGGCUGGCAGGAAGUAGAAGCGCAGCUGGAGGACGUGGGCCUUUCCUGCAGGCGGCUCUCCCAGUGGCUGGCAGCGGCCGCCUCACUCGGGGACCGCGACCUUGCCGGUGACUGUAAGGACCAGCUUGCAGCAGCAGUGAUCUUCCGCGCACUAGGAACAGUUCAGUCAUCCCUGGAGGAAACACCCUACUGGAAAGGCUUCACCGGAUUUAUCAGGAAGACCUGUGAACUGGUCCAUUCUGCGAAUGUGCAAGGAAGUGUCCAGAAUGGUCUCUCUGGUUUCUCUGAGGAAUCUCCUUGUCAUGAAGAAAACAUAGAUUGGGAAGCCAUCACUGAUACUUAUUUCACAUUUUUGGGUAACUUACUCAAGUCUCCAGCUGCUUCCAUCUCCAGAGUCUUGAAUUCCACAAAGGAACUUCUCAUGAUGGAAAAGAAGUUGCAUUCCCUCGAGGAUGAGGAAAUAAACUUUUUUUUAUCUUUUGUGAGAUUUUUGGAGGAAUUAUUGCCUGAUGCUUUUGACUCGCCCAGCGUGCCCAAAUUCCAUGACCUCCCAUCUCUCAGUGAGACUCUUCUGAACACAAGCCACUUGUGGGUCAACCAUUCAAGAAGUUUAGAGAGCGACACAUCUGCUAUUGCUACUCAGAAACUUUUGGAAUUUGGCAAAGCGGUGAUUGACAAAAUAGGAAUUCUUGAAAGUCUCUGGAUAAAGAACGAAUCAGAUAAUAUUUUGAGGUUCAUGGAAUUAGUACUUUUUGAAAUUGAUCCCAAGCUCCUGGAAUUGUGGAUGUAUGGCAUUUCAAAAGAAGAAAGAGUCAGGCUGGAAACCGUGUCUACACUUCUUAAUUUUUCUGUCCCAGAAGAUGAGAGGGUCCUUAUCAAGAGCCUUAACUUUUCCCAGUUGUUCCAGUCAGACUGGCUGCAAUCGCAAGCUAUGGAAAUGGACUUUGUACAUUUGAGUGAAACUGUGAUAAGCAGUCUCUAUGAGCUCGGAUUUCUGAAGGAAGGACAAGUCUUUGAAGCUCUAGACACAGUCUACGCUAUAAGGAAUGCGUCUGAACUUUUCUCAGCCCUUUCUGAGCCCGAAAGACGAGCCGUGGACACGGUCUUGACUAAGAUAUAUCUAGACAUCUUCCAGGACAAUGAUUCAGCUUUGCUUCUGAAGAUUUAUGCUUCAUGUUUUGAAUAUAUUUAUAAACUCUUGAGCAUUCCAAGUACAGAGGCUUUGCUAUCUUUCCUUGCACAAACCUCAGAGCGCAUCUUGGAUAUCAUAAAGCAAUUUGAUUUUCAAAACGUCAGUAAAGCAUUUGAAUUUUUGUAUGAGACAACAGGAGUUCUUGAGGGACUUUCUGAGGGGUCUCAUUGUCAGCAGUUGCUUUCAAUUUUUAACUACUUGGAGCUUCAGGCCCAAUCCCUGAUGUCUAUUGAGGGCCCAGAACUGGAAGUGAUUCCUGCUACUUUGACAGGCCUCAAACAGCUGCUCCUCGUAGACAAAGAUUUCCGUAUUUCCUUCUUUCAAUACAUGAGCCAACUCUUCAACGAAUCAGUCAAAGCCCCAUUGGGCAAUGAAUGCUUUGCCUUGGAUGAUAAGAACAUCUUUUCUGUGAACUACUCAAAAGAUAGAGGGUCUUUAUUUAUUCUUCCAUGGAUACAAAUUCUUUCCAACCUCUCAGCAGACGGCAGGACGUUCAAUGAGUUCAUGGCUGUCCACUGUACAGUCUCAUGGCUUCAGAUGUGGACUGAAAUCUGGAGAGGCGUAUCUCAUCUCUUCCAGCUUGACAUGAAUGUUUUCACUCCUCUCCAUGUUGGUCUCACUCAGCUUCUGGAUGAAUUGGAAAGUGAUGUGAGAAUUUCUGGAAGCUGUCCGGGAAUGUUUCCCACCCAUCGUCCUGCCAGACUCAUAUUGGAUUUGUUUAAAAAUGUAACUCAAGCUGAAGGCUUUCAUGAUUGGGAUGAUUUUUUGGCUCUCAGAGACCUCUGGGUAGUAUUAGGUGAUGCAUUAGUUAGGGUAAAGUCACUUAGCCCCGAGCAGGUAAGGAAGUCCCUUCUUACCAUGGAAACUGCCCUGCAUCAGCUAAACACAUUUCCAUUAAACACAAAUGCAAGCAGAGAGUUUUUCUAUUCUCUGCUUGACGUUUUCAUGGAAUUGAGCAACACCUCAGCAUACAUCGACAGAAAGGUACAACUGAUAAAUCACUUUCUUACAAAUAACAUUACAAAUUAUGGAGUGAGGCUGGACAGUAUCAUCACGGAGUUAAGAGAAACAAUGUUAUUGCUUCGAAAUGUGUCACAUGACCAAGACUUAUUGUCCUGUGCUGGGAUUUUCCAAAAUGUUACCGAGUUUAUUUUGGAAGAUGGUUUAUACGUAAACAUGUCACAGAAGACAUUACGUAUUCUGGCCAUGUUAAAUUCCACAUUUUCCUCCGAGGACACGAUUAGCAAACUGAAGGGAUGUGUUACAUGGAUAGACAUCACGAACCAUCUGUACGUGAUAUACAACUCCAGCGUUGCACACAACUAUCCUCAGGGUAACCGGAGGAGUUUCAGAGAUGUGGGAGACAAAAUUAAUUCUACACUGAAACUUGCUACUUGGAUUCUCAGUAUAAAGGGACCUCACUGCACAAUGAAUAAGUCAGAUACAAACUGUGUGAAUAUUGUAUUGAAAAAUAUAACCAACUUUCUGAAUGCCAUACUCACCGAAGUCUUUGAAAGGGAAAAGGUACCCAAAUUUGAGAUCUUGCUAACCCUUUUCAAUGAUUCCACAAACCAAGUAAGGAUGAUUAUCAACAACCUGACGAGAGGCUUUGAUUUUGUAUCUCAAUCCAACUGGACGCAUCUUACUGAAUUAAUUCUAAGACCCCUAGAGUUGUCCGAUGACAUACCUAGCCAGUUUACACAUCUUUGGUGGCAUUUAGUAGCUCUGGGGAAGGAAAUUCAGAAACUUAUGAAAGGUAUUUCCACUCACCUCCUAGAAAAUGACUCCUCUUCUACAUCUGAAAAGUAUCUAAACCUAUUUGCUAUCAGUUCAAAAGAAAAGGAUGUCAACAGGUUAGGCCGUUCAUUUUAUCAUCUAGCCAGCUACCUUCUCUUCAACCUGUCUCAUGAUCUCCAAAAUCCACCACCAGUAAUGUCCCACAAAAUCAUGAACGCUGUAGGUCUUACCAUCCAACUGAUUCGGGAUGUGUUCAACUCCCUGGCUCCCUCAGUUCUUCACAAUGUUCCACAAGAUCUGGGUGAUAUUCAAGUUUUCAAGAAGGUAGCAUCUCUCCUGCACACUCUCAAGAAGACAGACAUAGACCUGCUGGUUGACCAACUUGAACAAAUUAGCGAAAGCCUAACAGAUUUCUUUAAGAAUAUCAGUAGCUUAGGUACCCACAAUCUGGGGACCAACCUGCUUGUAGGCUUGGUGGAGAAAUUUGUAGACAGCUCACAUUCUUGGAAUGUCAAUCAUCUGCUAAAGUUCUCACGCUUGUUCCCUAAGGACGAUGUGAAUGUCGUGGUAGAUGUGUACUACAUGCUUCCUCAUGCUGUAAGGCUCCUGCAGAGGGGAGUUGACAAAAACAUCACAGAACUCCUCAAGGAUGUCUAUAACUUCACGCUCCUUCAUGGCAUAAGCAUUUCCAAUGUCACCAAAGAAGACUUUGCUAACGUGAUAAAAACUCUUUUGGACACAAUUGAAUUAAUAGCGGAGAAACCAGGAAUUCUUUCUGAGGCUUUCAUUUGCCUUCCUGUGGUUUGGUGCUGGAAUCACACAACUUCUGGGUUUCAGCAGAAUCCGAAGUUAGAAGGCUGUAAAUCCCAAGAGCUCAUGUCAUCUUCCUUUUAUACCAAAGUGGCCAGCCUGCUCGACUACCUCCAUGUCUCUCCCCCAGGUGAAGGUUUACAAUGUUUGGACGAAGGUUCACAGAAGGCGAUUACGAGGAAGAUGGUCUGUGUAAUUCGUGAACUAGUGGACUGGAAUUCCAUUCUUCUGGAGCUUUCAGAAGUCUUCCAUGUUAAAAUUUCGCUUGUGAAGACCAUGCAGGAAUUUUGGCAUAAAGUGUUACCAUUUGUCCCAUCUUUUGAAAAUCAAAGCAACAGUAGCAUCUCUGAACUUUGUCCCAGUGGCCCCAUAAGGCAAAUUGUUUCACAAAUCAUAGCAAAAUUUAAAAAUGUCAACUUUACAAAAAUUCCAUUAGAUGAACACAUUCUUGAUACACUAGCUAGUUUAAACAAGAUCCUUAACAUCAGUGAAGGCACAGAGGCAUCUGCUCAAAAUAAGAUUUCCUUAAAUUUUGAAAAGAUCAUGAAGUUGCCUUCUAGGGAUCAGCACCUAGAAAAGAGUACCCAUUCUCUAGACCCUCCAUUUGAGACAUUUCUAGAUGCGAACCUGACAGGCAGUAGUUUAGAAGCACCAUCGAGUUUUACUAAAAAAAGAGAAAAAACUUUCAACUCUUCUUACUUUGAGGAUCUAGGGAUCGAGCUUGAAGAAAUCAUGGCCAAUCUAAGCCACAACUUUCCUAUCAAACCCCGGCUUUCUGAAAUCAUCAAAGAAAUUCAGAUGCUUAAUUCAGAGACUCUUCAAAAUGUAACUUUGCAACUUGCCCAUUUUUUCGAAAGUCUGGGCUCAUCGUCCUUGAGGAUAUCAGAAGUCAUUGAAGAUUUUCUGCUGGUCAUAAAAAACCGGCUUCGUGAACGGGCAAAGGAAGAUGAUUCUGGGAUGAUUCAAACAUUAUUUUUGCUUAUGGCCGAUGAGAGCUCAACUGAUGAUCUAGCUUUUUUGACCAAGGAUAUUGCUGCCUUUUGGGGGCUUCUUAAAACCAUUUCUAGGGAAGGUAAUUCUGAUGUUGCCCAUCUUACGCAAUUGCUAAGCCAAGAACAGCUAACUAAUUUCUCACUUGUUCAAUUCCUUUUUGAACGUUUCCUAAUUAAUUCAAUCAGUAAUUUAACUGGGAAGUCUCCAGAGGCAGCCUCAAAUUCAAGUGAUAGUGACCUUCACAUAAUGAAUUUCAUUAAGCUCACCUUGAACAGGACACAGUCAGAAAAUGGUGAGAGAAUAGUCCUUCCUCCGAGAAGCAUACUGGAUUUCAUGGAACAGGUUUUGGAAACAUUCUUCUCAUUUUUGCUAGAGGAAAAUUCGGAGAAUAGAAUAUCUCUUCUGCUAAAGGCCUUCCACAAAGACAUCGUUGCAGAGUUGAGUUUCAUCCCAAGGGAUAAAAUCCUAGAAAUUCUGACACUGGAUCAAUUUCUUACCGCCUCAAAAAAAGACAGACUGAUGAGCAUUUUCUCAAGUUUAAAGGAGAUUCUAAAUCAUCUAGUCAAAAGUUCAUUUAUUUUAGACAAUGGACAAUUUCAUUUUGAUCAUCAUCGAGGACUGAAGUUCAUGAGAGAUUUAUUUAAUGAUCUUCUAAGGGAAACCCCAGGGAAAAAUAAGACUGAAAAUAAUUCGGAGUUUCUUGCGGCCGUGAGUCAGUUGCUUUUCCACACGAACAGCUCUGAGGAUCUCCUCCAUCUCAGUCACAAUCUUAGGUCAGCUCUCCAACUUGUGAGAGAAAGUUCUACAGAGGUAGCACAUCUCCUGAACGUGCUUGUACACUCUCCUCACGAGGGCUUCCGUGACUUGUAUCCUACACUCCGAGAAGUUAUACUUUCCAAUCUAACUAGUUUGCUUUCCUUCAUAAAUAAUUCAUUCCCUCUAAGAAACAGGGCAACAUUAGACAUUACCAAGAGAUUGCUUGGUGUUAUCUCAAGAGCUGGUGGAGAAAGUGACGCCCCAGAACCUCUCUUGGAGAUGUCUGAUACCCUGACCAUGCUGGUGAGAGACAUUGCUGAGAUGAGAGACCUUGCCACCUCGGUGACCUCCGCUGUGGAGCUUCUGGGGCUAGCCACAAGAGUUGCCCGGAAGGUGGCCACCAUAUUUGAAACUCGUUCCAUCCCCAAUACCACUGAUGCUAUGAAAUUCUUUGACACUCUCUAUACUGUUUUGCGACAAAGUAUUCGAAAUGUUGUGAGAGAAAUAGGUACUUUGAAGAACGUAGACCAUUUCACAUCAGAAAAUAUAAGCAACUUGUUGACACCAUUUCUUGACUUGGCUUUUGGGAUGAUUGGGGUCAAACCUAAUAUUUUGCAAGACUCUGAUGUUAAUGUGUCCACAAGCACAUUCUCAUAUAUGAACCAGUCCAAAGACUUUUCUGAUAUUUUGAAAGAAAUCACUGAAUUUUUAACUUCUCUGAAAAGCAGUUUGGGAGACAUGGAGCAUCUUGUGGUAGCUUUUAAUAAUGGGACCCAAAUAUUUGCGAUGGAUUCAGUCAGCAUAUGGGAAGAAGUUUUGGAUUACUUAGUUCCUAUAAAUAAUGUCAUCAACCAGAUAGACUUCUUACAUCCACUUCCCAAUGAUAGUUACCCUCAAGAUACAAUGUGGGAAAGAAUCCAGGAAGUGAUCCUGGUUUUGGAUGAAAUGCUAUCAAAAGACAUCAUGGAAAUUGGGACUUACUUGAGAAGGGUGAUUGAUCUCACCUUGGAAGUUCUCUGGAGUGACUUAGAGAAGGAUGACUGGCGUGUCUUUAAUCUGUGGCUGGCAUUUGCUGAGCAUCCAGAUAACCUUUUGAAAGCCAUAGAAACAGCUGGGGAGGUCUCCGGUGGAAGAGAUGGCCCGAGUGGACCUUUGUUUUCCAACAUGUCUUUGAUUCAGAAUGUAACUCAUCAACAGCUUGAAGAAGCAGUCCAGAUCGUGUUAAAGAGAAUGGCUCUCUUGAGGAAGGAGCUUCCCCUAAAUAACUCUCAGUGGAUAAAUGCCGCAAGAACUUUGUUCCAGCCCAUUUUUGAGAGUCUUGUUCAUGUAGCCACUGGAAAGAAGAUACCAUUGGAAAAAGGAGAGAGGACCAAAAAGGUGACGGCUGGUUUUCCUUCCAUCCUCCAGCUGUCAUCAAGUUUCGAGCAAUUCCUGAAGGGAUUAAUCGCAUUGAUUGAGUACUGGCAAGAGGUCCCAUUGAUGGAUCAAAGCAUGGAAAUGUGUCAAAUUUUCCAGCAGCUUCAGAAGCCCCCAGAAGCCAUCGUGAUCCUGCAGAAAGUGACGGUGCUGGUUCUCCGUGUGUUCAGCAUCUUUGCAGAAAACCCUUCCUUGACCAAGGACAUGCUGUGCGCUGCUCUGAGCUGCAAGCAGGGUGUGACUCGGAGGCUGAUCAUACCUGCUCUCCAGGGCGCCGCCCUGAUGCACGACCACUACCAGGAAAUGCAGAAGAUGUGGUCCUCACCCCUUCAGCUCAAUUGUGAAGGUCUCAGCAGGAACCUUUCUAGCUCCUUGGAGAGCCUCAGGAGCAGCCUGGAGCACGCCACUGACCAGGACUGUGAAUGCCGGCCGCUGCUGGACUUGGCUCGGCAGCGUGUGCGCAAGUUGGCCCAAAGCCUCGAGAAGACCUGGUUGUCUGGGAAUCCCGUGCUGACCCUUCUCAGCAAUUUCACAGUGACGGAUGAUGUAAAAGUGAAAGAUUUGGUGCAGAACAUCUCCAAGCUAACUCAUGAGCUUCAGUCUUCCAUCCACAUCUCCAACGAGACUAUCCACAGCCUUCUAGAAGCCAGCAUCUCCCGUUCACAGGUGCUCUCGGGGGCCCUCACGAUGGCCCUGUCCGGGAGGUGCGAUGCAGAUGCUCUCCGGCUGCUGCUGGAGCUUCCUGAGGCCCGCGGGUCCCGGGCUGCAGCGGAGGAACUGUGCAGCCUGCCCGGGCCCCACAUGUAUGCUUUGAUCGUGUCCAUGAGCCAGAACCUGAAUCUGCGCAAUGUCAUUUACAAAACUCUGAUGCCCUCAGAAGCCCACGAUGCACUCAGCUCCCUGUUGAAUGUGGUCUCCAGGCUCAACCACCUGCUUGCUAAAGCCGGCCAUGUUCUGGAAUACCUCCCCGAAUUUCUCCACGCGUAUAAGAUCACCACCUUGCUGGACAUGCCCGACUUCCAACAGGCUCCACAGCGUGGCCUGUCCAGAAGCUCAGCCUUUGGUUCUUUCCAGUUCGUCAUGAAGAAGGUUUGCAAGGAUCAAGCAUCGUUCUUCAGUGCCUCUAACUCAUUCAUUAACUUGCCCAGAAUUAACGAGCUCCUGGGAGGGGACAAAGAAAAAUUCAACAUUCCUGAAGAUUCAACACCAUUUUGCUUGGACCUCUAUCAAGAAAUUCUGCAGUCUCCAAAUGGUGCUUUGGUGUGGUCCUUCCUAAAACCGAUAUUACAUGGAAAAAUAUUGUACACACCAAACACUCCAGAGAUUAAUGAGGUCAUUCAAAAGGCAAAUCAUACGUUCCGUUUCGUGGACAAGCUAAAGACGUUAACAGGAACGCUGCUGAAAAUGUCCAGCAUGUUUCAGAAUGGAAGAAGUGACCAGAUGCUCAACCAGCUGCAGGAAGCCCUGAGGAACAAGUUUAUAAGAAACUUUAUAGAGAGCCAAUUGCACAUUGAUGUUGAUAAACUGACGGAAAAGCUCCAGACUUAUGGAGGGAAGUUGGACAAGAUGUUUGCCCAUGGAGGUGCCGGACACAUCCGUGUCCUCGGCCGCAUCUUGGUGAACCUCUCCUCCUGCGUGGUGCUGGACCGUUUCCAGGCACUGGAGUCUGUCGCCAACCUGGAGGCGAAAGCCCGUGAGCUUAUGCGACAGAACAGCUUCUUGGCUAGUGUCAUAUUCAACACUUCCCUGGCGGACAGGAACUUGGGGGCCCCGUCCCUGCGGCUGGCACCCCACGUCACCUACACUAUCCGGACCAGCAUCUUAUACAGCAUGAGGACAGACUUGGUGAAAAACCCUUCCUGGAAGUUUCAUCCUCAGAGCCUACCAGCCGAUGGGUUCAAGUACAACUACAUCUUUGUCCCUUUGCAAGACAUGAUCGAAAGAGCCAUCAUCCUGGUGCAUACUGGGCGGGAGGAUGUGGAACCGGCUGUGCAGGCACAGGCCAUGCCGUACCCAUGCCACACCAGGGACCUAUUCUUGAACAACGUUGGCUUCUUCUUCCCUCUGAUAAUGAUGCUGACAUGGAUGGUGUCUGUGAGCAGCAUGGUCCGAAAGCUGGUUUACGAGCGAGAGAUCCAGAUAGAAGAGUACACGAGAAUGAUGGGCGUGCAUCCCACCGUCUUCUUCCUGGCCUGGUUCCUGGAGAACAUGGCCGUGUUGGCCUUGAGCAGUGUUGCCCUGGCCGUCAUUCUCAAAGCGAGCGGCAUCUUUGCACACAGCAACGCCUGUAUCAUUUUCCUCUUUCUCCUGGAUUUCGGGGUGUCGGUCGUCAUGCUGAGUUACUUCCUGAGUGUGUUUUUCAGCCGAGCGAACACAGCUGCCCUCUGUACCAGCCUGGUGUACAUGAUCAGCUUUCUGCCCUACAUAGUGCUUUUGGUUCUCCAUAACCAACUCAGUGUUGUCGUGCAGACGUUUCUGUGCCUGCUCUCCACCACGGCCUUUGGACAAGGAGUGUUUUUCGUCACCUUCCUAGAAGGGCAAGAAGCAGGGGUCCAGUGGAGUAACAUGUACCAGCCUCCGGAACCGUCGGGCAUGACAUUCGGCUGGGUUUGCUGGAUGAUGGCCUUCGAUUCAGGCCUUUAUUUCUUAUGUGGUUGGUACUUGAACAACUUGAUUCCCGGAAAUUUUGGCUUAAGGAAACCAUGGUAUUUUCCCUUUACUGCGUCAUAUUGGAAGAGUUUGUGGGGUUUCGUGGCAAAAACACCGCAGGCAACUGGUUCUGACCUGUCCUUCAUCAACGAGCACUUUGAUAACAAAGGGUCCGCGCUGCAGAACGGGGAGGGAAAGCCUGGAGGAGACCCCCCGGGCGUCGCCCUGGUGUCCGUGACCAAGGAGUAUGAGCCACACAAGGCAGCCGUGCGGGACCUGACCCUCACCUUCCACAGAGACCAGAUCACUGCCCUGCUGGGGACCAAUGGCGCCGGGAAAACCACCGUCAUAUCUAUGCUGACGGGACUCUACGCUCCCACCUCUGGAACCAUCAUCAUCAAUGGCAGGAACCUGCAGACAGACUUGUCCUCCAUCAGAAAGGAGCUGGGCGUGUGUCCACAGCAGGGGGUCCUGUUCGACAACCUCACCGUCCGUGAGCACCUGCUGCUCUUUGCCUCUGUAAAGGCUCCACAGUGGACCUGGAAGGAACUGAGUCAGCAAGUCAAUAGGACUCUCCAGGAUGUGGAGUUAACGCAGCAUCAGCACAAACAGACACGCGUCCUGUCCGGAGGCAUGAAGAGGAAGCUGUCCAUCGGCAUUGCCUUCAUCGGCACUUCGAGGACCGUGGUUCUGGACGAGCCGACCAGCGGGGUGGACCCUUGCUCGCGCCGUGGCAUCUGGGACAUUCUCCUCAAGUACCGUGAAGGUCGGACGAUCAUCUUCACGACCCACCACCUGGACGAGGCGGAGGCGCUCAGUGACCGUGUGGCCUUCUUGGAGCAGGGCCGGCUGCGCUGCUGUGCGCCCCCCUUCUGCCUGACUGAGGCCUAUGGCCAGGGGCUCAGCCUGACCCUCAACAAACAGCCUUCUGUUCUGGAGGCCGAUGACCUGAAGGACAUUGCCCGAGCCACGUCUCUGAUCCAGACCUACAUCCCGCAAGCUUUCCUCAAAGACAGCAGCGGCGGGGAGCUAGUCUACGGCCUUCCCCAGGACGCGGACAGGGCCUGCUUCAAAGGGCUCUUCCAGGCCCUGGAGCAGAACCUGCACAGUCUGCACGUGACAGGCUUCGGGAUCUCGGACACCACGCUGGAGGAGGUGUUCCUGAUGCUUUUGCAAGGUUCCAAGAAGCAGCCGGGGGCCGAGUUGGAGCUGCAGGACCAGAAGCCUCCAGAGCCUGCUCCUGGCUACUGUGAUGCCCCAGCAAGGACCCCGCCCGUGUGGGGCAGCCCUCGGCCUCUGGAUCAGGCCACCGCCCUCCUGGUUAAGCGGCUCCGCCACACACGCCGGGCCUGGAAAGGCGCCCUCUCCGACCUGCUGCUGCCCGUCCUCUUCGUGGCCUUGGCCAUGGCCUUGUUCAUGGUGAGGCCUCUGGCCAUCGACUACCCUCCCCUCAAACUGACACCAGGCCAUUACGACAGGGCUGAAGCUUCCUUUUUCAGCGGGAGCGGGAGCGAGGGCCAGGAGCUCACCCAUGUGCUUCUGAGGAAGUUUGGAGAUCAGGAUCCACUCUGUGCUGAUUUGAACCCAAACCUGAGGAAUUCUUCAUGCUGGCGCGCGGAUCCCCUGUCUCAGGCCCGAACGCCCGACUCCUGUGGCUGCCUGAAGUGUCCAAACACAAGCGCUGGGGCUCCCUACCUGACCAGCCGCCAGGGGCACAUUCUGCUGGACCUGUCAGCCUUCCACCUGGAGGAGUACUUGCUGGUGCCGUCGGAGAGACCCAGGCUUGGGGGCUGGUCUUUCGGGGUGCAGAUCCCUGAUCAAGAUCAAGAUGCAAAUCCAAAUACAUCGCAACCAGACACUCUGGCGAAGGUGUGGUACAAUCAGAAGGGCUUCCAUUCCCUACCUUCCUACUUGAAUCAUCUGAACAACCUGAUACUGUGGAGACACUUACCGCCCGACCGGGACUGGAGACAAUACGGAAUAACGCUGUACAGCCAGCCGUACGGAGGGGCCUUGCUGAACGAGGACAAGAUCCUGGAGAGCAUCCGCCAGUGUGGUGUUGCGCUCUGCAUCGUGCUGGGGUUCUCCAUCCUGUCUGCAUCCAUCGCGAGCUCCGUGGUGAGGGACAGGGUGAUCGGAGCCAAGAGGCUGCAGCACCUCAGCGGCCUGGGCUACAGGACAUACUGGCUCACCAACUUCCUGUAUGACAUGGUCUUCUACUUGGUUUCCGUGAGCCUGUGUGUCACCAUCAUCGUCGCCUUCCAGUUAACAGCGUUUACUUUCCGCGAGAACUUGGCAGCCACGGCCCUCCUGCUGGUGCUUUUCGGAUAUGCAACCCUCCCGUGGAUGUAUCUGAUGUCCCGGAUCUUCCCCAGUUCGGACGUGGCUUUCAUCUCCUACGUGUCCGUGAACUUCAUUUUCGGGCUCUGCACCAUGCUGAUGACCACUAUGCCCCGGCUGCUGGCCAUCGUCUCCAAGGCUCAGAAUUUACAGAACAUCUAUGACGUCCUCAAGUGGGUCUUCACCAUUUUCCCUCAGUUCUGCCUGGGGCAGGGACUCAUAGAACUCUGUUACAAUCAGAUCAAAUACGACCUGACCCACAACUUCGGCAUUGACUCCUACGUGAGCCCCUUUGAGAUGAACUUCCUGGGCUGGAUCUUCGUACAGUUGGCCUCGCAAGGCACGGUGCUUCUCCUCCUGAGGAUUGUGCUGCACUGGGACCUUCUGCAGCGGCCACGGGGUCUGUCUGCCAUUCAAGGCACAGUCACAUCUUCCAAGGACAUAGACGUGGAAAAAGAGCAAAUAAGAGUGUUGAAAGGAAGAACCAGUGAAGACCUUCUUGUGCUAUACAACCUUAGUAAAAGCUACGGAAGCUUCUUCAAGAGGACCACUGCUGUGCGAGAUAUUAGUUUGGGCAUACGGAGAGGAGAGUGCUUUGGGCUCCUGGGGCCCAAUGGGGCCGGGAAGAGCACCACAUUCAAGAUGCUGAACGGGGACGCCCCUCCAACCUCAGGACAUGCUGUCGCCAGGACUGCCACAGGAGAGGUUGUGGAUCUGGCUUCAGCGGGUGCCGCCGGCGUUCGCAUUGGCUACUGUCCGCAGCAGGACGCCCUGGACGAGCUCCUCACCGGCUGGGAACACCUUCAGUAUUACUGCUGCCUCCGGGGGAUUCCCAAGCCGAGCAUCCCUCACGUGGCCAGGGACCUUGUGAGGCGUCUACACUUGGAGGCCCACGUGGACAAACUGGUGGCCACCUACAGUGGGGGAACCAAGCGGAAGCUCUCUACAGCCUUGGCCCUGCUGGGCAAACCUGACCUGCUGCUGCUGGACGAGCCCAGCUCCGGGAUGGAUCCCUGCUCCAAGCGGCACCUGUGGAGUACGAUACUGCAGGAGGCCCGGGGAGGCUGUGCAGUGGUGCUGACCUCCCACAGCAUGGAGGAGUGUGAGGCUCUUUGCACGAGACUUGCCAUAAUGGUCAAGGGCAGCUUCAGGUGCCUCGGCUCCCCACAGCACAUUAAGGACAGGUUUGGUGAUGGGUAUUCAGUGAAGAUUUGGCUCGGUCAGGAAACAAAUCGGCACAACGCGAUUUCGGACUGCUUGAAGCUCCAUUUUCCAGGGAUCCAGUUUAAGGGGCAGCGACUGAAUUUGUUGGAAUACCAUGUUCCGAAACAGUGGGAAUGCUUAGCAGACCUGUUCCGCGUUCUAGAGAACAACAAGACCUUGCUGCAUAUCAAACACUACUCCAUCAACCCAACCACUUUGGAACAGGUAUUUAUUAAUUUUGCUACUGAGCUACCGAAAUCUUCACCAUCUAGCGCGGCUGCCCCCACUGGCUCUUACCAGCCCCCUCACCUGCCUGUCUAAGGACCUAAGGGGAUGUUUCUAAGAGGAAUAAUACCUUGUCUUUUAUUCCAAUUUAUCACCUCGGAGGAGCUGGGAGUCAGGCUCCAUGUGGUCGGACCCCUUCUCUCUUCCUUUCCUCUUUGAAGCUGUUGGUUAACUCAUAACCUGCCGGCUGGAAGAUUGUUUCUGUAGACUUUUGGAAAGUUCCUCCCACAUGGCUAAUCCCUCUGACAACUGGGGUGGGGGGGGGACAUGACAGAUCCUUCAUGACAUGGGUGCAAGUGAACCCAGAGUCCAACCUGAGACAUUUGGAGCUGUCAAAGGCUGGCCAUUCCCGAACACUCCACUGUACUUUUAAGGAAACCGAGGUGGCCAGGGCUAGUAACUUUCCUAACUGGUUUAUUUAGGAAAUAGUACCACAUACUGUUUCCUGUUUCUGUCCUCUUUCAUCAUCAGAUAAGAGAUCAAGAGGUUUUUUGUAAUACUGGAUAUUAUAUGGGAAGACAUAUAAAAAUUGCCACUUCUUUCACACAAAAGAUGUUUCUUUAAAAAAUUGGAAUGCGGAGCUUUUUAGCAAACGCUUUAGCAAAAUUAAGUCAGUUGAACUGGAUACUCUAUGUUGUAUAUAAAACUUAUGCCAGAUUUUCAUAGAUUUUAAAUAUAGGCAGGGAUGGAAAGAAAAAGAAUGUGGAUGUGUUUUCUCUUUUUAAUCCAUUUCUCAGUUUCCUUAAUGCCUCCUGGUAUUCUGAGGCAUAUUCUAGUUUCAAAACCAAUGAUGUAUGAUGACUAACAUCAUAAUUCUAAAAAAAAAGAACAGUGCUGUAAACUGUCUAGUUACUUGAAAUUGUACCUGCAAAAUUAGUACCAUAUGUAGGAAAUAAACAUUAACUUUAAAAUGCUUUAAAAUUUUCUAACAAUUCUGCCAUUCUCAGAAUGACUUUUCUAGCAUUUUUAGAGAUAAAGUGCUAUGCUUUGGCACUUGACAUUGGCCAGAGACACUUCACAUUCUGCACCUGAGAGCGAAAUGUGUCAAGUCCUUUUGACCACCACUGAAAACAGUUUCUAGCUGGACAUUUCUGAGCCACGAGAUACUUCUCAACCUUCUCUGAAUAACGCUUUUCUCAAAUCACCAUGGAGCGCUGCGUUAAUUUCAUUUUAAAAUUUGACCUUAUCUAGUUAAAUUUUUGAGUGAUAGUAGCUUGUGGCCAAAGGAGCCGCUUUGCCAGCACAUUACUUUACUAACGCAGGAUUUCACCAAAAUUUGUCUUUCCUGAUAUCAUUCGAUACUGGAGAUCUUUUUAACCUGUCAGGAUUCAGCCAAUCACAGAGACUUUUGCUGAAUGAUUUGAUCCACAUAAAUCCCAUGAAUUAUGCUUUCUUAAGGUUUAGGGUUUAGGAUUUCUUACAGUUUAAGGUUUAGGAUCCCGCCACCCCCACCCCCCCGCCCAGUUCUAACAGUCUCACUGUCAAAAUGGGAGAUGUACUCCUUCGUGAUGAUUGUUGUCGAAUCCAUCCAUAAAAAUCUGUGACCCAGGAACGUGUUUUCACUGCGGUGAAUAAACGAGAUGUGCUUUGAUUGAA